AAACUGUUGAAAGCAAUUUGAAACAUUAAAGAACUUCUGAAGUGGAUAACUGAUGAGCUGCAUUGAAGUGAAUUGAUCGAGUGGCGGACAUGGAAGCAGCCUUGCAAUUACCUCCGGUACCUCUGAGAGAAUGGCCAUUCAUGUUUGCUGGACAAAGGCUUUCAUUGAGCCGACGCACACUUAGUUUUCGUUCUCGGCGUCUCGGCGUUGUCAUCACCAAUGCCACCAAUGGAGCCACUGUUGUUCAUUCUCCAAACGAAAUCGAAAAGAACUACUAUGGGCGUCAAUAUUUCCCUCUUGCUGCUGUUGUUGGACAGGAUGCCAUUAAGACUGCAUUGCUACUGGGAGCUGUGGACAAUGCCAUUGGUGGCAUUGCCAUUUCAGGGAAAAGAGGGACAGCAAAGACAGUAAUGGCACGCGGAUUGCAUGAUAUACUUCCACCUAUCGAAGUUGUUGAAGGAUCUGUUGCUAAUGCGGACCCAUUGUGUCCUGAAGAGUGGGAAGAAGGACUAGCUAAUCAAUUGAAAUAUAAUAGUGAUGGUACAUUGAAGACAAAGAUUAUUAAAGCACCCUUUGUGCAGAUCCCACUUGGGGUAACAGAAGAUAGGCUUCUAGGAUCAGUUGAUGUUGAGGAGUCUGUUAAAUCUGGAACAACAGUAUUUCAGCCAGGUCUUCUUGCUGAAGCUCACAGAGGAGUUAUAUAUUUUGAUGAGAUAAAUCUGCUUGAGGAAGGUAUAUGCAACUUGCUUCUCAAUGUUCUCACAGAAGGGGUGAAUACUGUGGAAAGAGAAGGAAUUAGUUUCCGGCAUCCCUGCAGGCCACUUCUGAUUGCUACUUACAAUCCUGAAGAAGGCACUGUACGGGAACAUUUACUUGAUCGGAUUGCAAUUAACCUCAGUGCUGAUGUUCCUAUGGAUUUUGAUGAUCGUGUGUCGGCUGUUGAUAUUGCAACACAGUUUCAGGAAAGCUCCAAGAAAGUGUUUAAAUCAGUAGAAGAGGCAACAGAUUCAGUAAAGACUCAGAUCAUACUAGCUAGAGAGUACCUGAAGGAUGUAAAUGUUAGUAGGGAUCAAAUAAAGUACCUUGUUACGGAAGCUCUACGUGGUGGUUGUCAGGGUCAUAGGGCCGAGUUGUAUGCUACUAAAGUUGCAAGAUCUUUGGCUGCUCUGGAGGGACGUGACAAAGUUGGAGUAGAAGACCUCAAGAAAGCAGUAGAGUUGGUGAUAUUGCCUCGUUCCAUGGUGAAUGAUAACCCACAGGAGAAGCAAAACCAGCCUCCUCCUCCACCACCCCCACCACCUCAAAAUCAGGACCCUGCAGAAGACCAAAGUGAGGAAGAGAAAGAAGAUGAAGAAGAUGACCUUGAAGAUGAACAGCAACAAGAAGAUCAAAUACCAGAUGAGUUCAUCUUUGAUGCAGAAGGUGGUUUAGUGGAUCCAAAACUACUUUUCUUUGCACAACAAGCACAGAGGCGCAAGGGCAAAGCUGGACGUGCCAAAAAUGUUAUAUUUUCUGAGGACAGAGGACGAUACAUUAAGCCUAUGAUUCCAAAGGGACCUGUAUGGAGACUAGCUGUUGAUGCAACCCUAAGGGCUGCAGCACCAUAUCAGAAAUUGCGGAGGAAGAGAGCUCUUCAAAAGGGAGAAUUGAAACGGGUUUAUGUAGAGAAGACAGAUAUGAGAGCCAAGCGAAUGGCACGCAAAGCAGGAGCUCUGGUAAUAUUUGUUGUUGAUGCCAGUGGAAGUAUGGCAUUGAAUCGCAUGCAGAAUGCAAAAGGUGCCGCCUUGCAACUUCUUGCUGAAAGCUACACGAGCAGAGAUCAGGUUUCAAUUAUACCGUUUCGUGGAGACAUGGCAGAAGUCCUCCUACCCCCAUCUCGAUCAAUAGCAAUGGCAAGAAAACGGCUAGAGCGGCUACCUUGUGGUGGUGGCUCUCCUUUGGCACAUGGCCUCAGCAUGGCAGUUCGAGUUGGCCUAAAUGCUGAGAAGAGUGGAGAUGUUGGACGUGUGAUGAUAGUUGCUGUCACAGAUGGAAGGGCCAACAUCUCUUUGAAAAGGUCUACUGAUCCAGAUUCUACUGCUACUACAGAUGCACCAAAGCCUUCAUCACAGGAGUUGAAGGAGGAGAUAUUAGAAAUUGCAGGAAAGAUUUAUAAGGCAGGAAUGUCCCUUCUUGUUAUAGACACGGAGAAUAAAUUUAUAUCUACGGGCUUUGCAAAGGAAAUUGCUAGAGUUGCUCAGGGGAAAUAUUACUAUUUACCUAAUGCCUCCGAUGCAGUAAUAUCUGCUGCAACAAAAGAGGCAUUAGCAGUCUUCAAGAACAGUUGAUGACAAAUUAGCAGGCACCCAACAUUUUUGACCCUUGGUAUUCCUAUUGUGAUAAUAAGAUCAAUCAAAUUUUCUCUUUAUCUUGAAGAAGCAAAAUGCUUCUUUACUAUCUUGUAAUAUUUCUUGAAAUGUAUAACAAUAAUUUUUACUAUGUAAAAUAAACAGAUUCCCAUGUCAAUGUCCUGGAAUUUUCAAUGCGUGUUUGUAUUUAUGCUCUAUCGAGAUGGUAGGACUGCGCAUUUCAUUAGUUUCUGCUACUAUUUUCUGCUAAUUGCUGAGUAGCAAUAUACAAUAAUCAGUUAUGUGUUCUUGCUUUA
Cryptomeria japonica (Japanese cedar) is the source of this 2644-nucleotide messenger RNA. RefSeq names its product magnesium-chelatase subunit ChlD, chloroplastic. Lineage: Eukaryota; Viridiplantae; Streptophyta; Pinopsida; Cupressales; Cupressaceae. The record is from RefSeq and is a predicted model, not a curated record. Bases 90 to 2327 code for a protein of 745 amino acids. The transcript is spliced from 15 exons. Gene Ontology annotation, molecular function: ATP binding; magnesium chelatase activity; ATP hydrolysis activity. Gene Ontology annotation, biological process: chlorophyll biosynthetic process.